GGCUCCCAUUUUUAUGUAAUUUGAAUUAUUAAAGACCUGAUAUGCUUGAUAGUGUCUUAUUGGUCUUAUUUAUACUCCAUUCGUGUUUCCUUGGUUUUUUUUUUCUUUCUGCUCCUCAGACUAGAAAAUCUCAAUUAUGUUCCAUUCAAGCUCACUUACCUUUUCUUCUGCCCACUCAUAUCUGCUUUUAAUCUUUUCUAGUGAACAUUUUACUUUAGUUUUUUUUUUUUUCUGGCUCCAAACUUUCUGUUCGCUUCCUUUCUGUCAUUUGUGUUUCUUUAUUGACAUUGUCAUUUUGUUCAAAUAACGAUUUCCUGAUUUCCUCCAGUUCCUCUAUGGUUUAAUUGGGCUGUUUCUCUAUCCAAAAGCGUGGCCUCAACUUCUGUCCUUGUGGACAGUUUCUAAUAAUUUCUUAUACUUCUGGUAAAAGAGACGUGCUUUCUUGUUUGCAUGACACACGGCUUCUUGUUUAAGACACAUACAUCUAUCAUUCAUAUCUCUGCCCCAUCGCGGUUUCAGGUUCGUUGUUCCUGUUUGCUGUGUGUUAUUUCUUAACAAAUUUUGAAAAUUCUGUGUUUGUUUUCUCUGGCUACUGAAAUGUGCGUUCUUUCCAUCAGGGCUCAGUGUUUCUGUUCCUAAAAUGCCUUACAUCUGUGUGGGUCCACUUCUUAAGUGGCUAGCAAGAACGUCUCCUCUUUGCGAUAGCCUUCUGUUCCUGCUUGUGUGCAUCCUGCUGAUCAGCCAGAGGGGAAAUCUUAAGGCACUACUCUGGUCUUUCCUGAGCAUGCAUCCCACCUUGGACAUGUGUGUGGCAUUCCUGAUUACAGGCUGUAAGAAAGAGGUUUGAAAGCCCAUGUUACCCUGGGUGUGUCCUGUCCUGUCCCUUCACUCCUUCUCCUUUUUGAUCAGUCUGUGGCUCAUCCCAGAUCUUCUCUGAUAUCCCUGGCUUCUGGGGCCCAUGCUGGUUCCUGUGUGAGCUUUCAGCAAAUGUCACCUGAGAAACUGCCCCAGCCUUGGAAAUGCUCCAAGUCAGGCAAAACAAAGACAAGCCUCUGUGCCACUGCAUCAGGGACCAUCACACAAGUUGAAUAGACAAGCAUGGUCAUUAAGAUUAAUGCCUGUAUUGCUCCUUCUGGCAUUAGCAACCUGCAUCAGGAGUUUGUGUUGCUGACCUUAUCAGUGGUUGCUCACCUGAAACUGGAAUAUGUAGGCAGGCAUUUAAGCUGCAAUAGCACUUUCUUAACUCAAAGCCACAGAUUCCUUCUUUAUUUUCCAGGUCCUUAGUUGCUGCUGAGGAGUGAUCUAGCCCUGGAUAUCCCUACUUUGCAAUUUUCAGUGAUAUUACCGUGCACAUGGUUUUGGUUAUGAAUAUGGGCCUGACUUGCCGAGCCAAGGGCAUUCAGAUGAGCAGAUUCUGUUCUGUUUAUUUGCACUCAAAGGUUCCUUUAACUCAUUCAAAUGCUUCAUUAAGGUGCUUAUUUAAAGAUUGGCUUUCUGCAGUCGGAAGGCCUAGACAUGUAACCCAGAGGCUCUGAGACUACUGGACAAAGUGCUUAUCCUCCUGGACACAGGUGUCCACAUCUGUAAAAGGAGCUAUUUUGAUGAGAUCUGCUUGUCAGAUUAAUGCAGGCCUGCCAUUCCAGAAGUCUGUCACUCUAUUUUCAAAGUCAUCUUAGGGAAUUCCGGGAUUGUUCUGAACCUAACUGGGUCACACUGUCCCCACAAGUUCAUGUUGAAGCUCCAUACUCCGCUGUUUGGAAUGUGACUGUAUUUGUUUAUUAUUCCUUUUACAAAGUAAUUGGAUUAAAAUGAGGCCAUUAGUUUUGGCUAGAGUCCAAGUGGACUGUUUCUUUAAGAAGGGAAGUAUUGGGAUUUACAGGGAACCAGCAGGGGUAUUUGCGCACAGAUAAAAAAGGCAGGUGAAGAUACAGUGGGAAGGCAGCCGUCUGCAAGGCAAGUAGAGUCUCAGAAGCAGCCAACCCCGACAGUACUUUGCCGUUUGACGCCCAGCCACCAGAACUGUGAGGAAUUAACUUUGGUUUUUAGCCACUUUGCCUGUGGGAUUUUAUGAUAGCUUCCCUAGCACACUCAUCAGGGAAUUUCGUCCAUCAAAAUGAGCUUGCCUUUGGCCUGGGAAACUUUUAGAACGCUGCCCCUCAGCUCACUAAAAUGCUUUUUAUCGCCCCCAUGUGGCUGCGCCCACUUCCGGCAUAAGGCCAUCUGGCAGACCGGAAGAGGUGGUUGAUCAGGCAAGAUGGCGGCGGAAAUGGGCGCUAGCGUGGGUAUGCGCGUGGGUUCAGGGAUCCAAGGUGCAGAGGGCGGCAGCAGAGCUCUGUGUGAGGGUGCAUGGGUGGCGGUGUUGUGCCUGCUAUGGUUUGCGCUGAGCACGGGUGGCAGCGUGAUCAACAAGCUGAUCCUGAGCACCUUCCCGUUCCCGGUGACUUUGUCACUGUGUCACUUCCUGGUGCUGUGUGCUGGACUCCCACCACUGCUCCGAGCUUGGCGUGUGCCCUCAGCACCACCUGUCUCAAGCCCGGUGUCCAGCCCGCCUACCUCACCCAGCCAGCAGCUGCCUCCGCAUUUCUACCCACGCUAUGUGCUGCCGCUUGCCUUCGGCAAGUACUUUGCAUCCGUGUCGGCGCAUGUGAGUAUCUGGAAGGUGCCCUUGUCCUAUGCGCACACCGUCAGGGCCACCAUGCCCAUCUGGGUGGUCCUUUUGUCCCGGGUCAUCAUGAAAGAGAAGCAAAGUACCAAGGUGUACUUGUCACUCAUCCCCAUCAUCAGUGGCGGCCUACUGGCCACUGUGACCGAGUUGUCUUUAGAUGUGUGGGGACUCCUCAGCACCCUCGCUGCCACACUCUGCUUUUCGCUUCAGAACAUAUUCUCCAAAAAGAUAUUGAAGGAUUCUCAGAUCCAUCCGCUCCGGCUGCUGAACAUCCUGGGCUGCCAUGCCAUUUUCUUUAUGAUCCCCACGUGGGUCUUGGUGGACCUCUCUGCUUUUCUAGUCAGCAGCGACUUGACCGACGUCUCCCAGAGGCCUGGGAUGCUCCUGCUCCUGGCUGUAAGUGGCUUCUUCAACUUUGCCCAGAACAUCAUCGCCUUCAGCAUCCUCAACCUUAUCAGCCCCCUGAGCUACUCGGUUGCCAAUGCCGCCAAGAGAAUCAUGGUUAUCAUCGUAUCCCUGAUAACGCUGCGCAACCCAGUCACCAGCACCAACCUCCUGGGCAUGAUGAUGGCUAUCCUGGGGGUCCUCCUGUACAGCAAGAUCAAGUCCGAGGCAAACCAGCAGGCCCAGAAGCACCUCCUCCCCAUCACCGUGGCUGACCUGACUGGCACCCAGCGAGAGCAGAGGCUCCUUUCUCGGCAACCCGGGGGCUACCAAUAUGGCUACAACGUCUUAACAGAGCACUUUCAUUAGAGCCAACAGAGCUUCUCAAACUCGAGUUUCAACCCUUAUGAUGUGUAG
Messenger RNA from Oryctolagus cuniculus (rabbit), 3466 nucleotides. Lineage: Eukaryota; Metazoa; Chordata; Mammalia; Lagomorpha; Leporidae. The record is from RefSeq and is a predicted model, not a curated record.